Bradysia coprophila is the source of this 524-nucleotide messenger RNA. RefSeq lists its product as uncharacterized. The record is from RefSeq and is a predicted model, not a curated record. NCBI's taxonomy places the organism in Eukaryota, Metazoa, Arthropoda, Insecta, Diptera, Sciaridae.
UUUCAGUAUUAAUUUACUGCUGGUGUUAGAUUAAGACAGGCUAAUGAAUGUGUGAAAAUAUAACUUUAAGGAACUGGAAACUCGAUAACAUUGUGAAAAGUCUUGGGAGCAGUACAUAUCUCUACGUAGUGUUUUAGGAAAAUGUUUUCGAUUUUUAUCCUUUGUGCUUUGAUUGCAACAAUCGUUGGUGUGAGCAAUGAUGCGAACACAACUGUGGUCUCACCUGACCAUAAGCUAACCCAGGUACUUGCAUCCACAACUGUACUUGAAUCCAACACUACGAAUUUUGUGAAAUUCAUUCAAAAAACAGCCCAAGUCGACUCUACCUCAUUGAAAGAAAAUGAACCAGAUUUAACCCAAUCGAAAGGUUUGCUGUUUCAUAUAUUUACAACAGUCAGACCAGUAGUGAGACCAGUCAUAAUUAGAGUUGGCGACGUGUACAUUAAUAGCACUUUUAUACAAAAUAUGAAUACUAACAGUACAUUGACCAAUAAUACUAACAAUUAAAUCUUAUUUCCAUCAAU